AUGCUGAUCCCUUCGGAGAACACACCCCCUGAUGUCGAGGCUGCAAUCGAUGCCAAAAGGCCACCACAGAGCAAGAAGAAACCGGAUGGAAUCAUUGGUUAUAUCCACAAUGUAUACGUGGCGGAAACCUGGAGAAACAAAGGAAUCGGGUCGAAACUCUUGCCGCAGGUGUUCAGAGAU
Molecule: messenger RNA, 180 nt
Organism: Perkinsus marinus ATCC 50983
Lineage: Eukaryota; Perkinsozoa; Perkinsida; Perkinsidae
Exons: 3
Molecular function (GO): acyltransferase activity, transferring groups other than amino-acyl groups
Source: RefSeq, a predicted model, not a curated record